Messenger RNA from Lindgomyces ingoldianus, 4098 nucleotides. RefSeq names its product heme peroxidase. Bases 381 to 3701 code for a protein of 1106 amino acids. The transcript has 2 exons. Gene Ontology annotation, biological process: response to oxidative stress. NCBI's taxonomy places the organism in Eukaryota, Fungi, Ascomycota, Dothideomycetes, Pleosporales, Lindgomycetaceae. Gene Ontology annotation, molecular function: heme binding; peroxidase activity; monooxygenase activity. The record is from RefSeq and is a predicted model, not a curated record.
UGGAAUCUUACGGAGAGCUCAAGGUUUAGGUCGUUUCUGUUACUAUUUUUACUCUACCGUCCAAAUAUCAAUGUGAGUACCUCGACAGGUUCAGAAUUCACGAUAUUGUUCUUGUUACUCUUGAGGUGUCUUCCAUUCGACCCAUUAGAGUUGGGAUGGCACAUUGAGGCCUUUCUAGUCCUACCGCUCAACAUUUUCUCGUUCCAAAGUUAUCUCGUCCCGACAUUCCAUCUCCAAGUGCCACUCUCUUGUCUACGAAGAUCUAGCGGGGUACCCUCCUUUUCGGUUCUCUCGGAACAUCUCCCCACAAAGUCCAAUUUCAUUUCUUGUCUGAUGUUUCUCCCACUGACUGAUCCCGUCAUCAGUAUCAUUCACCCAUCAUGGCCGACGAAUGGAAAGACAAAGUCGAGACCCGCACCGGUAUCACUCCUCCGAGGCCGGAAGGGAUCUCUGAGCUUGACAAGCUUCGGAAUGCCCUAGGUGCACCCUUCAAGCAAGCCGCUAGUGUUGUUGGUGCUGCAGUCCGACCAGUACCUAAUCAAACCGGGGAUGGGUCAGACCUUGAUCCAGAGAAGGAAAAUGCUAUUCUCAAGAGGGUUCUGGGAGAUAUUACGGAUCUGACCCACCUGAGAAUCGAAGACGCCGACACAUUACUGAAGCUUUCAUAUGCGAAGUUGACCGGAGAGCCAACUGAUGAUAAAACAUAUCUGAUGGAAGGCAUAAUCAGAGCAGCUGCCAAACUACCAGAUGGCUCCCAGUUUCGUGACAAACUCACGCACAAUUUGCUGACGACACUCUGGAACGACCUGCAGCACCCGCCGAUGUCGUACCUCGGAGCAAAAUACCAAUUCCGCUCUGCUAAUGGUUCCAACAACAGUCUCAUCCAUCCUCAGCUUGGCGCAGCCGGAACGCCAUACGCCAGGACUGUUGAGCCAAGGUUCAUGCAGACGCCCGCUCGUCCUGAUGCUGGGGUUGUUUUCGACAGCAUUAUGACAAGGAAACACCGAGAGCUCCACCCAAACAGGGUAUCGAGCGUACUUUUUUAUCUCGCUUCCAUCAUCAUUCACGACCUUUUCCGCACAGAUCACGAUGACUUUGCGAACUCAAUGACCUCAUCAUAUCUCGACCUCUCCCCCUUAUACGGUAGCAACCAAGAGGAGCAGGACUUCAUGAGGGUCAAGGUUGACGGAAAGAUAAAACCAGAUUGCUUUUCGGAACAACGCCUCCUUUUCUUCCCUCCUGGUGUGGGCGUCUUACUUAUUAUGUUCAAUCGUUUCCACAACCAUGUUGUGGCCAACCUUGCUUCGAUCAACGAAGGGAACCGAUUCACGAAGCCUACACCUCCAGCGGACCCGGCGAGUGAGGCUGCGGCUAAGUUGUAUAAACAGAAGCUUGCUAAAUACGACGAGGACCUCUUCCAGACUGGAAGACUGGUCACCUGUGGUCUCUACGUCAACAUCAUUCUGAUUGACUACGUCCGGACCAUUCUCGAUCUCAACCGCACUGACAGUAACUGGCAGUUGAAUCCUCGUGCGGAUAUGAAGGGUGUUCCUACAGCUGUAGGCAACCAAGUCUCAGCCGAGUUCAACCUAGUUUAUAGGUGGCAUUCUGCGGUGUCAGACCGAGACGAAAAGUGGACUCAAGAUUUGUGGGACGGCCUGUUUGGAAAGGGCAGGGAUCCCAAGACAGUCGACAAGUUUGAAUUCCUUGGGAAGCUCAGGCAAGUGGGCGAGAAGACACCAAAGGAGCCUGAGAAGAGACCUUUCGCUGGUCUAACUCGCAAAGAGGAUGGAACGCUUCCGGAUGAGGGCCUUGUUAAGAUCAUGACAGAGAGCGUCGAGGACUGCGCAAAUUCUUUCGGCCCGAACAGAGUUCCUGCUGUGAUGAGGGCGAUUGAAGUCCUUGGAAUUGAGCAAGCGCGUUCUUGGAAUUUGGGCUCACUGAACGAGUUCAGGAAGUACUUCGGCCUCGAGGAGCAUCGGACUUUUGACAGCAUUACAAAGGACAAAUACGUCGCCGAGCAACUCAAGCAUCUCUACGACACACCAGACAAGGUGGAGAUUUAUCCCGGUAUUGUGGUCGAAGACGCCAAGAUACCCCUCUGUCCUGGCUCAGGCCUGACACCAUCUUACACCGUCUCUCGAGCAGUCUUAUCCGACGCCGUCGCCCUCGUGCGAGGUGAUCGGUUCUACACUAUUGACUACAACCCGCGAAAUCUCACCAACUGGGGUUACCACGAGGUAGAUCCUGAUGUUGGUGUUGACCAUGGCUGCAUGUUCUACAAGCUCUUCCUAAACGCCUUCCCGAAGCACUUCCAGCAGAACUCGAUCUACGCUCACUAUCCUCUUACCACACCUGACGCGAUGAAAGUUGCACUCAAGGAUCUCAAGAAAGACCACCUUUAUAGUUGGGAUAAGCCACAGUUUACUCCCGACCCUCACUUGAUCCUCGAGUACAAGACCGCGACGGCUCUGAUGGAAAAUCAGGAUGGGUUCAAGGUGACUUGGGGUAAAGCUAUGGAGUUCCUCAUGGGUCCUUCUGCCAAGGACUUUAUGCUCGCAGGCGACGGGUCUAAGAACGCUGCCUCACGUAACAUGAUGUCCAAAGCACUUUAUAUCAGUGACUGGGACAGGGAAGUCAAGAAAUGGUACACUAGCAUGACGGCUAAGCUGCUUCAAGAGAAGGCAGCGAAGAUUGCAGACUUUCACCAGGUGGACAUCAUCCGGGAUGUUGGCAACCGAGCGCACAUCCACUUCUGCUCGGAACUGUUUAUGCUUCCCUUGAAGACUGAAGAGCGACCCCAUGGCCUCUUCACAGAGAAUGAGCUUUACCUCAUCCUAGCCGGCGUCUUCGCCCUCGUCUUUUUCGACCUUGAUGUCGCUGCUUCCUUCCCUCUGCACGUCAAAUCAUACGAUGCCACACAAAUGCUGGGCAAGGUCGUGGAAGAGAACGUGAAAGCCAUUUCAAAGAGUGGCCUCCUAUCUUCCGUCAUGAACACUAUCUGGCCGCAAGACUCAACUCUCAAGCACUACGGCAUCCACAUGAUCAAGCGACUUCUGGACAGCGGCAUGGAUCCCAAGACACUAACAUGGGGUCACAUCCUCGGCACGGCAGGCGGUAUGGUUCCAAAUCAAGGCCAACUCUUCGGUCAGACAAUCGAGUAUUUCCUUACGGAAGGCAAAGAGCACUGGCCUGCUAUCCAAGCUCUCGCGCAAAAAGAUGACGACGAGAGUUUCGAAACCCUGAUGCAUUAUCUCAUGGAAGGCUCGAGGCUGAAUGGCGAAACAGGUGUCUUUCGCUCCGCGGUCCAGAAAACAACAAUCCAGGACGCGGGUCGCACCAUCGAGGUCAAUCCUAAGGACAUUGUUUUCGUCGACCUUCGGGCUGCAUCACAUGACGCCACCGCCUUCCCCAACCCAGAUAAAGUGGACCUCACGCGCCCACUUGACGCUUACAUCCAUCUUGGCCACGGCCCGCAUCAGUGCUUGGGGCUGCCGAUGACCAGAGUCGCGUUGACGGCUAUGUUGAAGGAGGUUGCGAAGUUGCCUAAUUUAAGGACGGCGAAGGGAACUCAGGGUAAGGUGCAUAAGGUCACGAAGCCGUUGUUCCCUGGUGAGAAGUAUCCGUACCAUGUUUAUUUGACGGAGAAUUGGGAUAGCUAUUGGCCGUUCCCUUGUGCUCUUAAGGUGAACUGGGAUUAGGACUUUGAUACAUGAUGGUGCUUGGGUGUGAAAUAUGACAUGCGAACGAAGAUAAUUCGCAUACCCAGGCUGGGACCAGGUGGAUAGAAUUGAGCAAGGACCAUUCCUUCAUUUAUUCGAAGACGCCGAGCAGCAGAUAUUUCUGCGAAGUUGUAGAAAAAGAAGCGAACAUAUACCUUCUGAUGUAAGAAAUUUAGAGGUUCUCUUCGAGGAUGCUCAAACGACUCAGGUUUAAUUAGCUAAGGCAUGUGACGGUAUACCAAAACGGGUUUCCCCGAACUUGCCACGUGCUCAAGCAUAAGCUACAAGAGAAGCUACCAUGGCAAGUUCAGGUAUCCGUCAGAAACAGGCAAAUUCCAACGCAACAUGCUCAUCAUAUAGUAAUGUAAGAGUGUCU